Messenger RNA from Grammomys surdaster, 6324 nucleotides. RefSeq names its product heat shock protein family A (Hsp70) member 12A (gene Hspa12a). Lineage: Eukaryota; Metazoa; Chordata; Mammalia; Rodentia; Muridae. The transcript is spliced from 12 exons. The coding region runs from base 686 to 2713 and encodes 675 amino acids. The record is from RefSeq and is a predicted model, not a curated record.
GAAUUAUUAAUGUCCUAUUUUAAUGGGGCCAGGGAUGCAUCCCAUAUACGGAAGGGCAACACAGUCUCUGCGACAAGUACCUCCUUGGGUCAGGAGUUGCAUUGCAGUCAUGUAGGCAACCUGGAGAGGAAAAGGCGGUGGGGGUGGGGGGUAAGGGAGAGGGUGCUGAGGCUCAGCCCGCACAAGUCCCUGAGUUGUGACCUGGCUCUGGCUGCACCAGGGUCUCCCCAGCUUGCUUUGGUCCGCUCCUCUGGGACCUAGGGAUCUUUGAUGUGGAUUGGAGUUGGUAGCCUCGCCCUGGAGUACUGAGUGUGCGGUGCUUAAACUCCCGGGCUUAAAAUUCGACCUUGCGCGCUUCUGUGUCCGCCGGUCUGGAUCAGCUGCAGAGACCCCUGCUCAGCUAUGACUCUCCACCGCCCAAGCUGAGUCCGAGUGCGCUAAUGACAGCACGGGGUGUGGCCUUGGCUGGGCGGCGACCCGCGAUCUCAGAGCUCGGGGGAGGAGCCAACUCCUCCCUUCCUCAGGGCCUUGGCUCCGUGGGGCGGGCCCGGGAGGAGCGUGGGGAGGAGCCGGGGCUGCGGCGGCAGCGUCAGAGCGGUGCUCCCGCUGUCCAGAGGCUCAGACCUAGCUCGCGAGCCGAAGAUUAGCACCGGAGGCUCCUUUCCUGGGCUAAGGCUGCCGGACCAUGGCAGACAAGGAAGCUGGCGGUGGCGACGCCGGGCCCCGAGAAACGGCCCCCACAUCUGCAUAUUCCUCUCCAGCACGGAGUCUCGGGGACACAGGAAUAACACCUCUGUCCCCUUCCCAUAUCUUGAAUGAUGCUAACCCCGUCUCCGAGCAGCAGACCUUUCUCGUGGUGGUGGCCAUCGACUUUGGGACCACAUCCAGUGGCUAUGCCUACAGCUUUACCAAGGAGCCAGAAUGUAUCCAUGUGAUGCGGAGAUGGGAAGGAGGUGACCCUGGUGUUUCCAACCAGAAGACCCCGACCACCAUCUUGCUGACACCAGAGAGGAAGUUCCACAGCUUUGGGUAUGCUGCCAGGGACUUCUACCAUGACCUGGACCCCAAUGAGGCCAAGCAAUGGCUAUACUUGGAGAAGUUCAAGAUGAAACUACAUACCACGGGGGACCUCACCAUGGACACAGACCUGACAGCAGCAAAUGGCAAGAAAGUCAAAGCCCUUGAGAUCUUCACUUACGCCCUGCAGUACUUUAAGGAGCAGGCUCUCAAGGAGCUGAGUGACCAGGCAGGGUCGGACUUUGAGAACUCUGAUGUCAGAUGGGUCAUUACAGUGCCUGCCAUCUGGAAGCAACCAGCCAAGCAGUUCAUGAGAGAGGCUGCCUACCAGGCAGGCCUGGCCUCCCCCGAGAACUCGGAGCAGCUCAUCAUUGCCCUGGAGCCCGAGGCUGCCUCCAUCUACUGCAGGAAGCUGCGGCUGCACCAGAUGAUCGAGCUCAGCAGCAAGGCGGUGGUCAAUGGGUACAGCGCCAGUGACACAGUAGGAGCGGGGUUUGCACAGGCAAAGGAACAUGUCCGUCGUAACCGGCAGAGUCGGACCUUUUUGGUGGAGAAUGUCAUAGGAGAAAUCUGGUCUGAGCUGGAGGAAGGGGACAAGUACGUGGUUGUUGACAGCGGCGGAGGCACGGUAGACCUGACCGUCCAUCAGAUACGGUUACCAGAGGGGCACCUCAAGGAGCUAUACAAAGCAACAGGCGGACCGUACGGAUCCCUGGGAGUAGAUUACGAAUUUGAAAAACUGCUUUGUAAGAUAUUUGGAGAGGAUUUUAUCGAACAGUUCAAGAUCAAACGUCCGGCAGCCUGGGUUGACCUAAUGAUCGCCUUUGAGUCUCGCAAAAGAGCUGCUGCUCCAGAUAGAACCAAUCCCCUGAACAUCACCCUGCCCUUCUCCUUCAUUGACUACUACAAGAAGUUCCGGGGCCACAGCGUGGAGCAUGCCCUGAGGAAGAGCAAUGUGGACUUUGUGAAGUGGUCCUCCCAGGGUAUGCUGAGGAUGAGUCCGGAUGCCAUGAACGCCCUCUUCAAGCCGACCAUUGACAGCAUCAUCGAGCACCUCCGAGACCUGUUUCAGAAGCCUGAGGUAUCCACCGUCAAGUUUCUCUUUCUGGUGGGUGGCUUUGCAGAAGCACCCCUUUUGCAGCAGGCGGUGCAGGCUGCCUUUGGUGACAAAUGCAGGAUCAUCAUCCCUCAGGAUGUGGGCCUCACCAUCCUCAAGGGUGCCGUCCUCUUUGGCCUGGACCCUGCCGUUAUCAAGGUACGCCGGUCCCCUCUCACCUACGGAGUGGGCGUGCUGAACCGCUACGUGGAAGGGAAGCACCCUCCUGAGAAGCUGCUCGUAAAAGAUGGCACGCGUUGGUGCACUGACGUCUUUGACAAGUUCAUCUCUGCUGACCAGUCUGUGGCCCUGGGGGAGCUGGUCAAGCGUAGCUACACUCCAGCCAAACCUUCCCAGUUGGUCAUCAUCAUCAACAUCUACAGCUCCGAGCACGACGAUGUCAGCUUCAUCACUGACCCAGGGGUGAAAAAGUGUGGCACACUCCGCUUGGAUCUCACGGGGACCGGCGGCACAGCCGUUCCUGCCCGCAGAGAAAUCCAGACCCUUAUGCAGUUUGGGGACACUGAGAUCAAGGCCACAGCCGUCGACAUAGCCACUUCAAAGAGUGUCAAAGUGGGGAUCGAUUUCUUAAACUACUAAUGUAACUGUCCCUCCUGGCCACCAGCCCCCUGGGACUCAUCUGCGUUUGCUGACCUCAGCCUUGACUGUUCUGACCCUGACCCUAACCCUGACCCUUGCCAUUGCCUGAAUUUCAGUAGGAAAGAACCAAGGUGAAGAUUAACUAAGGAUUCUUUUUAAGGGUACACCGGAGCGAGAAAAACUCAGAAGCCAAUAUCACGAUCUGGACAUAGGGAGUUUGAGGACCCCAAGAGCAGCCAGCUCAUGGGUUCCUGAAUGGCCAAAAAGCCCUUAGGGAGGACUGGGAGCAGCCUGCUUUGAAGAGGCCUCUGAAAGGGAGGGCUUAGGAUACACACUGCAAGCUGGGGGAUAGAGGGAGGGAGAGAUAUUCAUUGGAGGUCUUUUUAAAUUAUCUUGGAUGGCUGGGAAUAGGAAAUACCAGCUUCCUGCAGAGUUAGUGUCGUCUCUUUAUCAUGGGACUCAGAGUGGUGACUCAGUGGCGACUUACAGUAUUCUUUUUUUCUUAAGCUGGUGGGAGAAGACCAGGCACUGUUUUGGGUUCUCAUACAAUUUAGAUUCCAAGGAGGCCCAAACGAAGGCUAGGGCAACCUUGGCUAACUCAACCAGGACAGGGGUGGGUGUAAGAGUGUGGAUACCUCAAUUUUUCCAGAGUAGGUACAACUUAUUUUGGUGGAAAUACACACUGAAGAGUUAGUGACAUACCCCAAAUUACAGCAGUCACCUUUUUUCCUGGAGAGUAUAAAUUCUGAGAUUCCUCAGUGGAUGACCAAAGGUGUGGAUAGUACCAAAAAUUAUCUAUACUAUGUUUUUUCUAUACUUACAUACCUAUGAUAAAGUUCAAUGUAAUAAAGUAGUAAGAGAUUAGCAAUAGUAACUAAUGACAAAAUAGGACAAUUAUGAAAACACUUUGAUAAAAUGUAUACGAAUGUGGUCUGUCUCAGUAUAUCUUAUUACUAUACGACACCACUGUGCAUUUUUGGACCACAGUUAAUUGAAAACCCAGUAAAUGAAAACGCAGAUCAGAAAGUAGUUAUCAGAACAACAAACCUUGAGUUCACAGGUCAUUCAUAAUUCUAGGUGACCUUGGGUGGCCUCAGUAGGAAUUUAACUGGAGAAAAUGAAAUUUCUACUUGCUCUGUUUAUAUCUAUCACCACACCCAGAAAUCCAAAACAGCCUUGCAAACCAUGCACAGUUUCCAUUAACCUCUUCCUUCCCCUACCCCAAUUCUUCAUCCCACUGUAAGGAAAUAUAAAAGGAGAUUCUGUUCCAUGAAAUGUCUCCGUCAAACCUGGAGCUUUUCAAAUUCACCUAAAAAGAGUUAUGUAAGCCUAGACCUGGUAAAUGGAGGCAGCCCUGUAGCUCUCCGGCCUCAGAAUCACCUGGUGCUUGCCAAGAGCAGUUCCUGAACCUAAUCCCUUUCAGACAGCGCAGACUCUGGAGGAACAGGGUCUGAGGUCUUAGUGUUGGAAUGUGAGAAUUCCCUCCAAGCUGAAGUGACCACAGACUACAGUGUGUGGCCUUAACAAUCCCUGUGAGAUUUCCCUCAGGGAAGAGAGCAUGAACCUACUACACUCUGCCCUCUAGGUAAGAGGGUUGGAGAUCUACCCGCCCUCGGAGGUUGUUGCCCUUUUAACCCUCACAGGAAGGAUCAGAGAAGGAAAAAAACAGCAGGAGAAAAACCAGGAGAGUGAAGCCUCCCAAGGAGCCAGCCAGGUUCUGUGUUCUUCCCUCUGUGCAAGGCUAGUCUCCUCAACAUUCGGGAGCCAAAUGAGGAUAAAGAAUCAAGAAUCUGUCUCAUAGUCCUUUUUAUUGUUUAAAAAUGUCUUUCCCACCUGCUGGAAUUCAUCCUGAUUUCAAAUCACUGGAAGCAUGCAUAAUGAAUGGAUGGACAGACGGAUGAAUGGACGGAUGGACGGACGGACAGAUACAGAAUGAGAGAAGGGACUUCAAAUGCAAGUUGGAUUUGUGAACCAUCAUCAUAGCCAAUACGCAGAUUUUAAAUAACAUUUUGAGUUUCAACCUAUUGUCGUCUCCUCCUCCACGCCGCUUGCCGCAGAACUCCCCGCCAGAAUGUGAAGAAACGCUAUCGAACCACAGAACAAGCGAGUGGGAGCCCCAGACUGAACGGCAGGGUCUCAAAUCCAGACCUCAGGAUGCUUGCUUUCUAGGACUCCCUGCUAACCCUGCUUCUAGCUCAUGGGUGUUUCCAGCCACAGUCCUCAAAUAGACUUUCAAUUUUGUUAUAAUGGAUAUAAUUUUAUGUACAUAGAACACUAGAAUCUUGUACAGAAUCUUUAUUUCUACUUGUGCUUGUUUGAAAAGGAAACUACUCUUCAUUUUGGUUAAUAACGCUGCUGCCUGUAAGCUCUACAGCUUCAUUUCUGAACUGCUCUCACUGGUUGCUGUCUGUGCUGUUACCCCACAGUGGAUUGUGUAUACAAGACUGAGCAAUAGACAGAGGUGCCUUGGGUCAGAGUAUUCUGAUCACACAGAUUACCUAGAUGGACAGCUUCAUCAGACCCCUCCACACCUGCACACCCUACCCAGAGCUGAACACUCUCUGCAUAAAGAGUAAUGUAGCAAUUCUCCCAUCCAGACUCUGCGUGCUGAACGUACUGGUUCUAGAAACAGUGCCUACCAAAACGCUUUGUGUCUGGUAGGGUGGCUUGCUUCACGAUCAAAGGGACCAGCUGGUCCACGGGCCAAGGGUUCCAUUGGGUGGAAAGAGUGGGAGCAGUGUAGUCAAGUCCUGCUUUUCCUGGCUAACGUAAAGCACUCCUUACCUUAUAUCUCCUGGCCUCCUAUGUUACUUACACAAACUGAUAGAAAUCUGCAUUGUUAGCAAACUGAUGAUGGAGGAAGGGUGUGAUUUUACUGGACUUCCUUCAGGCCCAGAGACACAGUCCCAGUAGCCAAACUCUUAGUAAAGAGCUCCAAUCUAUCCCUACCCUAACUGAAAUAAUCCUACUAGAAACACUGGAUGAGUUACACCUGGAACACAUUUCCCAGUCUUAGAAAGUUCCAGAAGGUCUGUGGUCUUGACCGAUUGUCCUCUGCAUAGGUUAUCUGGUCACUUAACCUUUCCUGUACACAGCAGGUGUUCAUAAAUGCAGAGUGACAGGCGGUAGGAAAGAGGAGGUGCUACAGAAGAGGUUCUGAGGAGUCAUGGCUGAGUCCAGGUUACAGAGCCUGCCCUGCCCUUAGAAUGUUACUUAGACCAAGUUUAGCUUUUAGAGUCCAGGUCUGGUUAAUUGCCAGGGUAGCAAAGAAUUGCAUGCACCAAUAUAAACAGGAGUCAAAAUGCAUUAUUAAUCGAAGAUGAACUUCACACUGUAGUGAUGUAAUAGUUGUGAUUAGGUCUCGCAGUACGUAUGCCGGGGAAUGGCUUAAGUGGAUGGCUAGUAUAAAAGUUGUUGGCCAUAAUAUCUCUUAACACCUCUCAUCUGCUUGCAAUAUGGAACAAUGUCCUAAGACCUGAACCACUGGGAGUCUUGUUCUCUACAAGAUAGAUCCAAACUUCACAGAAUUUUGCAGCAGUUCACAACUAGACAGGAUUGUGUCUGCAAACUCUGUCUUCACAGAUUCUAAUAAAGUAAAACUCUCAAUUUCA